Oncorhynchus masou masou (cherry salmon) is the source of this 10426-nucleotide messenger RNA. Its product is annotated as voltage-dependent N-type calcium channel subunit alpha-1B-like. The coding region runs from base 699 to 8090 and encodes 2463 amino acids. The record is from RefSeq and is a predicted model, not a curated record. Gene Ontology annotation, biological process: calcium ion import across plasma membrane; chemical synaptic transmission. Lineage: Eukaryota; Metazoa; Chordata; Actinopteri; Salmoniformes; Salmonidae. Gene Ontology annotation, cellular component: neuronal cell body; voltage-gated calcium channel complex; membrane. The transcript has 50 exons. Gene Ontology annotation, molecular function: high voltage-gated calcium channel activity.
UACAUUAUACAUUGCCUGAGAGCGAUUUAGCGGAAGCAGAGGUGCCAACCUUGUGUUUUCUCGUUACACCGUGCCCGAAUUAAUAGGAAGAUUAUUGGAACGGAUCAUGUGAGGCACCUCGUUUUCAUAAGGAACGUGGGGUAAGGUAAUACAAAAGAAAAACUUAAACGCGCAAUGGCAAACCAAUCGAGGAGGAUAAACCAGAUACAUGCAUCUGUUUUAUUUGGAGCUUAAUUCUAAGUGAGCUAUGCAGUCAUAGCCCGCCUUAUGGCAUGCGUUAUGCGAAUGAUGCGAAUUGUUAUUGCUCGACAUUUGUACAUGGUAAACUGGCUGUUUUUAAAGCUUAGCCCAGUGAAAAGGGAUAGGCUAUAAGCUAUGUAUAUGUGGCCAUUCAGCCAGAGGAAGACCCAUGGACAAAUAUUUGACAUGGAAAUAUAAACUUUCUCCUUCAUGUUUCAUAUCAUUUGAAAAUAUUGACAAUUGAAAGUAUGGGAAGUAACAAGGCGGGGACCAGCCAACAGAAUAUCUGAAGAAAAAUACAAUCAUUUUAUUUUUGAAUAUUUGUUGAAUAUUCUCUUGACCAAUACACACACCGAAAGGAACUCGUGGCUGGAACAACUGUGUGUUGUGAUGCUUUUUCUCUAUUUUUUCUAUAGUCUAAGUUUUGAUUUUUUCAGUAAGAUCUGUGCGAUUGUAGAAUGGCUCGAUUCGAAGAGGAACUAUCCAACCGGCGUGGAGGGGUCUGUCAAGCGGGCCCACCAAGGGGGGCAGGUCGGCCAGCAGGCCCCCCAAGCGGCCCUAGGGUGUACAAACAAUCAAUGGCCCAAAGAGCCAGGACAAUGGCCAUUUACAACCCCAUCCCUGUCAAGCAGAGCUGUCUUACUGUCAACCGGUCUCUCUUCAUCUUUAGUGAGGAUUGUAUCAUACGGAAAUAUGCCAAAAAGAUUACAGAAUGGCCUCCAUUUGAAUACCUGAUCCUGGCCACCAUUAUAGCCAACUGCAUCGUCCUUGCCUUGGAGCAGCAUCUACCAGCCGGCGACAAGACCCCCAUGUCAGAGCGCUUGGACGACACAGAGCCCUAUUUUAUUGGAAUAUUUUGUUUUGAAGCUGGCAUUAAGAUCAUCGCCCUUGGCUUUGCGUUUCACAAAGGCUCCUAUCUCCGGAAUGGCUGGAAUGUAAUGGACUUUGUGGUGGUGCUAACAGGGAUGCUGGCUACAGUGGGAGCAGACUUUGACUUGAGAACUCUGAGGGCAGUACGGGUCCUGAGGCCACUGAAACUGGUGUCUGGAAUCCCUAGUCUUCAGGUGGUUCUGAAGUCCAUCAUGAAAGCCAUGGUGCCUCUGCUGCAGAUCGGUAUGCUGCUCUUCUUUGCUAUCCUCAUGUUCGCCAUCAUCGGCCUGGACUUUUACAUGGGCAAAUUCCACCGGACCUGCUUCAGUACUGAUACAGGUGAGCAGGCAGCUGAGUUCCCCUGUGGUUUGGAGGCUCCAGCAAGGACCUGUGAGAAUGGAACUGUGUGUCAGGAAUACUGGAUCGGCCCCAACUACGGCAUCACCAACUUUGACAACAUCCUCUUUGCUAUUCUGACCGUCUUCCAGUGCAUCACCAUGGAGGGAUGGGUGGACAUCCUCUAUAACGCCAACGAUGCAUCAGGCAACACCUGGAACUGGCUCUACUUCAUCCCCCUCAUCAUCAUCGGAUCCUUCUUCAUGCUCAACCUGGUCCUGGGAGUCCUGUCUGGGGAGUUUGCCAAGGAGCGUGAGCGUGUGGAGAAGAGGCAGGAGUUUCUGAAGCUUCGCAGGCAGCAGCAGAUCGAGAGGGAGUUGACUGGAUACCUGGAGUGGAUAUGCAAGGCAGAGGAAGUGAUGCUGGCGGAGGAGGACAAGCACGCUGAAGAAAAGUCCCCUCUGGAUGGAGCGUGGUACAAAAGGAAACACAAUAACCCAGUGUUGAAAAGGGCAAAGAAGAGUAAGAAUGACCUGAUCAAUGCUGAGGAGGGCGAGGACCACUUCACUGACAUCUCAUCUGUUGGGUCUCCGUUCGCCCGGGCCAGCCUGAAGAGUAGCAAGAACGGCAGUGCCUCCUACUUCCGGAGGAAAGAGAAGCGGCUCCGCUUCACCAUCAGACACCUGGUCAAGGCUCAGAGCUUCUACUGGACAGUGCUGUGUCUGGUGGGCCUCAACACACUGUGUGUGGCCAUCGUCCAUUACGACCAGCCUGAGUGGCUCACAUAUGCACUGUAUUUGGCAGAGUUUGUAUUCCUGGGCUUGUUUCUGACUGAGAUGUCCAUGAAAAUGUAUGGACUAGGACCCAUGAGCUACUUCCAUUCGUCUUUCAACUGUUUUGACUUCGGAGUGAUUAUAGGCAGUAUUUUUGAGGUGAUCUGGGCAGUUGUGAAACCUGGGGCCUCCUUCGGCAUCAGCGUCCUGAGAGCUCUCCGUCUGCUCAGGAUUUUCAAAGUCACUAAGUACUGGAACUCUCUGAGGAACCUGGUGGUCUCUCUACUCAACUCCAUGAAGUCCAUCAUCAGCCUGCUGUUCCUCCUCUUCCUCUUCAUCGUGGUGUUCGCCCUACUGGGCAUGCAGCUCUUUGGGGGACUGUUUAAUUUUGACGAGGAGACGCCAACAACCAACUUUGACACCUUUCCAGCAGCCAUUCUCACAGUUUUCCAGAUUCUGACAGGAGAGGACUGGAAUGCGGUGAUGUAUCAUGGGAUAGAGUCCCAGGGGGGCGUGCGCCGGGGAAUGUUCUCCUCCAUCUACUUCAUAGUUCUCACCCUGUUUGGAAACUACACUCUCCUCAAUGUCUUCUUGGCCAUCGCUGUUGACAACCUUGCAAACGCACAGGAGCUCACUAAGGAUGAGGAAGAGCAGGAGGUGGCCAUCACUAAGAAGAUGGCCCUCCAGAAGGCCAAGGAGGUCAAGGAGGUCAGCCCCAUGUCGGCCGCAAACAUCUCCAUCACAGCGCUACACAGCAUCCUGUACACAGGCCAACAUGGAGCGGAGAGGGCAAUGCCAGCAAGUUUUGUAAAGCAAAGUCAAGGUGCACUCUCUAGCAGCUCGUCCGUCUGCAGCGUUAAUUCACUGAGUUAUGUCUGCUCCCCAGUCCAUCACUACUUGAGGUACCCUGAUAAAGGUGAACUGCCCUGUCUGUCCACCUGCAGUAAGGAGCAGCAGAAGUCUCUGAAGAUGAUGUCAGUGUGGGAGCAGCGAACCACUCAGCUGAGGAGACACAACCUGCGGGCCAGCAGUGAGGCCCUGUACAGCGAGCUGGACCCUGAGGAGAGGCUUCGUAUGUCCUCCGCCCUGCACAUCCGCCCUGACAUGAAGACCCACCUGGACCGGCCCCUGGUGGUGGAACCCCAUGACGGCCCCGGCCCUAUGGGCCAACACAAGCCCCGGACCCCUGAGGAGACGGAUACCCCUGAGGACCCGGCCGGCCCCCAGCCACGCAGGCACCACCGCCACCGGGACAGGGAGAGGCCCAUCGACGAGGCCAAUGAGAAUGGCGAUCCAGGCAAAGAGGGUAGGCACCAUGUCCACCACAGUCGUAGCAAGGACCCAGAAGGCACCCGGGGGAAGGAGGGGAAGAGUGAGCGGUCGCGCAGCCGAGAGGGGGGCAAGAGGCACCACCACCAGACCUUAGUGGACGAGGGAGGAGGAGGAGGAGGAGGGGGGACGGGGGAGAGAGAGCACCGCCACCACCACUCCCACAAACAGGCCAGAGAGGGCAACGGCACUGUCAACAGCGGAGGCAAGGGCGAGCGCAGGUCACGCCACAAAGAUGGCCGCUCGGGAGAGAGGUGCUCCAGGGGAGAGAACGGAGCCAAUGGGGAGAGGAGGAGACACAAGACCCAUGGCUCAAGGGGCCAGUCCACACUGGAGGGAGAGGACCACAGUGAGAGAGAGAAGGGAAGGGGCCACAGGGACAGAUAUGUGGAGUCUGAGGGCGACUCCCUGGCCAUCAGCCCCCAGCAGGACCCUGGAGAUCAGAGGUGGGGCACAGAGGGACCUGAAGACUCAGACAACCAGAGGAACGUCAGACGGACUGGACAGACGGCCGUCAACAUCCCCCCUGUCACCAUCACCCCCCCACCCGGGGAGACCACCCUUAUACCCAUGAACAGUAUAGACUGUGAAACCAUGCCUAUGAACGAGGAGAAGAAGACCCUGGAGGAGCGGACUCAGAGUGGACCCAGACCCAUCCUGCCUUACAGCUCCAUGUUUGUUUUUGGCCAGACCAACGUGGUGCGGCGUCUGUGUCAUUAUAUUGUCAGCCUGCGGUACUUUGAGAUGUGUAUCCUGGUAGUGAUAUCCAUGAGUAGCAUUGCAUUGGCUGCAGAGGACCCUGUCCAGGCCAACGCUCCGCGCAACAAUGUGCUCAAGUAUCUGGACUACGUCUUCACGGGAGUUUUCACAUUUGAGAUGGUGAUUAAGAUGGUUGACCUGGGCCUCCUGCUCCAUCCUGGUUCUUACUUCAGAGAUCUUUGGAACAUUCUGGACUUCAUUGUGGUCAGUGGCGCACUGGUGGCAUUUGCAUUUUCAGGGUCCAAAGGAAAGGACAUCAGCACCAUCAAGUCCCUCAGAGUUCUGCGAGUCUUACGGCCCCUCAAGACCAUCAAACGCCUACCCAAGCUGAAGGCUGUGUUUGACUGUGUGGUCAACUCCCUGAAGAACGUGUUCAACAUCCUCAUAGUCUACAUGCUCUUCAUGUUCAUCUUCGCUGUCAUCGCCGUGCAGCUGUUCAAGGGCAAGUUCUUCUACUGCACUGACGAGUCCAAGAGCCUGGAGAAAGACUGCAGAGGUAAUUUCCUGGACUAUGAUAAAGAUGAGGUGGCCGCCCAGCCUCGGGUGUGGAAGAAGUAUGAGUUCCACUAUGACAACGUGCUUUGGGCCUUCCUCACUCUCUUCACUGUGUCCACCGGAGAGGGCUGGCCUGAUGUUCUGAAGCACUCUGUGGACGCUACCUUUGAGGACCAGGGUCCCAGUCCAGGCUACCGUAUAGAGAUCUCCAUCUUCUACGUGGUCUACUUUGUGGUCUUCCCCUUCUUCUUCGUCAAUAUCUUUGUGGCCUUGAUCAUCAUUACCUUCCAGGAGCAGGGAGACAAGGCCAUGUCAGAGUGCAGCCUGGAGAAAAAUGAGAGAGCCUGCAUUGACUUUGCCAUCAACGCCAAGCAAAUGACGCGUUACAUGCCAGAGAACGUGCAGUCGUUCCAGUACCGGAUGUGGAAGUUUGUGGUGUCACCUCCGUUUGAGUACUCCAUUAUGAUCAUGAUCGCCCUGAACACCGUGGUGCUCAUGAUGAAGUUCCAUGGAGCUCCAGACUUCUACGAGGCCAUGUUGAAGCACUUCAACAUCGUCUUCACUGCCCUCUUCUCUCUGGAAUGCAUUCUGAAGAUCAUUGCCUUCGGUCCGCUGAAUUACCUGAAGGAUGCCUGGAACGUGUUUGACUUUGUGACAGUGCUGGGAAGUAUAACUGACAUUGUGGUCACAGAAAUCAAUGACCGGCUGUUGAAUCUGAGUUUUCUGAGGCUGUUCAGAGCAGCUCGCCUCAUCAAGCUGCUGAGGCAGGGAUACACCAUCCGUAUCCUGCUGUGGACCUUCGUCCAGUCUUUCAAGGCCCUGCCCUAUGUUUGCCUUCUGAUAGCGAUGCUGUUCUUCAUCUAUGCCAUCAUUGGUAUGCAGGUGUUUGGAAACAUUGAGCUCAACGAGGACACAGCCAUCACUCACCACAACAACUUCCGCACUUUUCUUCAGGCCCUCAUGCUGCUGUUCAGGAGUGCCACAGGGGAGGCGUGGCAUGAGAUCAUGCUGUCGUGUUUGAGUCACAGAGCCUGUGAUGAGAGGUCAGGCAACCUGGGGAAGGAGUGUGGCAGUGACUUCGCCUACUUCUACUUUGUCUCCUUCAUCUUCCUCUGCUCUUUCCUGAUGCUCAAUCUGUUUGUGGCUGUCAUCAUGGAUAACUUUGAGUACCUGACUCGAGACUCGUCUAUACUGGGGCCUCAUCAUCUGGAUGAGUUCAUCCGUGUUUGGGCUGAGUACGACCCUGCUGCCUGCGGACGGAUUCGCUAUAACGAUAUGUACAACUUGUUACGAAUUAUCUCACCCCCUCUUGGCUUAGGGAAGAACUGCCCUAAUAGGGUAGCGUACAAGCGGCUAGUCAAGAUGAACAUGCCCAUCGCUGAUGACAACACAGUCCACUUUACCUCCACUCUCAUGGCCCUGAUCCGCACGGCCCUGGAGAUCAAACUGUCCUCAGGGAUGGUUGCCCAGCGUCUUUCUGAUGCUGAACUGAAGAAAGAGCUCUCUACAGUUUGGCCAAGCCUUUCACAGAAGACUAUGGAUCUGUUGGUUACACCACACAAACCCAAUGAGCUUACUGUUGGGAAGGUGUAUGCAGCCCUGAUGAUCUUUGACUACUACAAGCAGAACCGAGCCAAGAGGCUCAAGGAGCAGCAACAGCAGCAACAACAACAGAAUGCUGCCGGCUCCCAGGGUAAGGUGGGGGCUCUGUUUAAACCAAUACUGCCCCUGACUUACAAGCAGGAGAAAGAGAAGGAGAAGGCCAUCAACAACAUGGAGCCUCCCUGUGAACUACUUCCUCAGCCUCAGGCCCUACCUAGACCCAGCUCCACCCUGCUCAACAACAUGGAGCCUCCCUGUGAACUACUUCCUCAGCCUCAGGCCCUACCUAGACCCAGCUCCACCCUGCUCAACAACAUGGAGCCUCCCUGUGAACUACUUCCUCAGCCUCAGGCCCUACCUAGACCCAGCUCCACCCUGCUCAACAACGGAGGAACACUGCCAGGCCAUGAUGGCACCAUGAAAGGAUCGUCCUCCUGGGUGUCAGAGAAGUCUAGAGAGGUCCACAGACCCAGGAAUAAGACACCUGUCCAACGGGGCCAGUCUGAAGAUGUCCCAAACACAACCCUUCCCCAGGAGUCAGUGGAGAUGAGGAAGAUGGACACCAGUGACAGCACAGUACCUGGUCCUGGGUCUGGACUGGAGAGCCAGGGGAGGGCUGUGUCCAUGCCCCGCCUCAACGCAGAGCUGCAGAGGAGCCAGUCACGCCACUCCCCGGGGACCCUGCUGGCCCCUGUUCCUGACUGCAGCCCGAUGAAGCGCUCUGCAUCCACCCAUGCCCCACAGCGCCCCCAAGAGGCGAACCUGCGUGACUACACCCUGGAGACGCCCAGCAUCCAGGAAAGGCCUCACCACCACCACCACCACCGCUGCCACCACCGUAGAGAGAGGGACAAGAAGCAGCGGUCACUCGACAGGACGCCAAGCACCGCUGGUACACCAGGAGACCCGGCUGCAGAGCCCUCGUCUAGAGACAGGAUGCAGGACCGCGGCCGCUCCCAUGAGAGGAAGAACCACUCGACGGCGGGGGAGAAGCAGCGGUACUACUCCUGCGAUCGCUACGGCAGCAGGGAACACUGCCACACCACCAAGUCUGCCACCACCAGCUGUGCCACCUCCCCCAGCGAGGUGCAGGACCCCAGCAUCAACAAGCAGGGUAGUGGUUCGGUUAAAUGCAGCCCAGUGAUGAUGACCUCAGGGGCUAGCACACCCAGCCGUGGACGCAGGCAGCUACCCCAGACCCCCCUGACCCCCCGCCCCGGGGUGGCCUACAAGACUGCCAACUCCUCCCCUGUGCACUUUGUGUCUGCCCAGUGUAGCAGUGGCCUGCCCACCCUGAGUCCUGGCCGGCUGAGCCGCGGGCUGUCUGAGCACAACGCCCUGCUGCACAGUGGCUCCUCCCACAUCCCCUCCCCUGUCACCCGCAUCAGCUCUGAGCCCUUCCUGGGUUACAGUCACAGGGAAGCCCAGGGCCAGGGCAGUCUGUACUGCAGUCUCCGGGACGAGCUGCUGAGCCCCUAUGCUGCCAGAGCACGCUCCCCUCGGACCGCACUGCCUCAGCUGGGGCCGGGGCCCCUCCACCUGCCUCCGCCACCCCAGCAGAGCCAUGCGGUGCCCAACGGAUACCACUUCACCUUUGGUGGUAUUGGCAACGCCAGCCCGGAGUCUAGCUCUGGCGCCAGGGCAACCAGGUACUACCACGAGGCAGAUGAGGAUGAAUGGUGCUAGCAUGGCUUUGAACAGAUGUUUUUAUUGCAUUUUUUUAGGAAUCGUGAUGAGUUUUAUCAUCUUUUUUUGAAGGAUUUAGUUUACACUGUUGCUGUAUGUAAAGCUAAUGGGAGCCAAGGAAGGGUUGGGAUUCAUUUGAAUGUGAACAAAGCAGCACCGUUUUUAGGAACUGGAUGAAAAUGAAAUUGGAUGUGGAUUCGGAGAAUUGUUGGUAAUUGAGUUUGGUCCGACUUCGUCUUAUGCCCUGAAGACAGUGGCAUGUUUAAUUGAGGGCACUUUUGCUUUGAUUCUUUAUCAAACUGAAUUACUUUGAGAACAUCCAACUUAAAAAAAAAUGCUUUACCUAGUCUUGAUAGUGACCCAAAUAGUGACAUAAGAAACUCUACUACAGUUACUCACAAUAGAGAUGGGCGAGCAGCAGGCCUCUUUGCUAACUCUGUGAUGAGCAGGGGGACACCCAUGUAUUGUUUAGUAUCUGUAACAACACGCGAUAAGGAAGUAGUUCGAGAGAUUUAUUCAAACUUCCCUAAGAAAGGCACUUGAAAGUAAAACUGCACAACAGCUAUUCUACUUUGCUUUGGGACUCUUACCAUUCCAUGAUAUAAAGGGAUUUACAAUAGCCUAGCCCUUUAUACGACAUUCCCUUUCUGUCAGAAGAUACAGCCUGAUCGAAUAGAGGGAUCGAUGUUGUCAUUACAGACAGUGAUUGUCGAUUUGUUACUGUUUACCGUUGCAAAUUUCACUACUACUACUUCAGAGAAAUGAGGAGAGGAAAUGAAAUGUGAUUGGUUUUAUAUACAACUAUGGUACAUGUUAUCUUUUCAUUGUGUGCAUAUUUUGUAUCUUGUAAAAACAACGUUGUUUAUGUAAAUUGCUUCAAGUUUGCCAUCAUUUCAGGUUGAAUGUGUCUUACAGACGGUCUGCUUCAGAUGUUUAAAACAAAGUGCCUAUCCUUUUAGACAUGCUGUAGUAAAGAUGCAAAGUCAAACCCGUUUCUGUAAAGCAUCAACACUUAAGUAGUUAUUUGGUAGUUCUGCAGGAGAGCAAGAUGUACAGAAAGCCUUAUCUGAGAAACAACAACUUUUCUUCAAGAAAAAGAAAUGCUUUUUAAUGUACACUAUUAAUUAACCUAUGAUUGCUGAUCAUUUUCGCAAAUGAUUUUCCUUUUGGUAAAUAUAUUUCAUCAAUUUGAGUGGGGAUGACGAAGGUUGGGGCAAAAUCAUCGUAUGAACACUUAACAAACAUGAAAACUGCAUUAGUAGCAUAUAAAUCCAGUUAGGAAGACACAUUCAGAGUAACACUGCAUGUUUAAAUCAUAAACCUGGUCCACAACAGUUAUGAAGAUGUAGUGGUGUAUAGUCACUUUCCUGGCGAGGUAAGUCAACUGCGAAAGCAUCGCAAGCUACCAUCUGUUUCAAUGCUAUAACUGCAGAGUUAGUAUAGAACAUAAGGAAUCUGAUGAGAAACAAACAGGGUGCACUUUUUGGAUGGAUGUGCUUGGGAAGCAGAGAUAGAGUAUACACUCAUUAGGUAUCUGCAUCUGAGUCGAGCCCCUGGCACCAGCACACUGUACCCCCGUGUCUCCCCAUUGCCUCAGACCCCUCUAUGUUAAGGUUUUAGCCCGUCAGAUAUAGUAGAUAUAGCAUAAAUAUGGUUCACACUUUCUAGCGUUCUAUCUACCCAGCCAUGGUAACCCAUAAUGUUGAUGGUUCACAUCUUCUUCAGAUAAUAUAUAUGGAUAUUAAUACAAUAUAAUUUAAAAAAAAUGUGUUUCCCUGGGAUGGAUGAUCUAGUGCUUGGAAGAGUUUUGGUUCUUUUCUAUUCCACAUUGGUGGUGGAAUGUGGCACGUUGUGCUGUUUAAGGGAUGCUCUACUCCAGCAAAAGUGUUGCUCAAUUACUGAUAGUAUUGGAGAUACAGUAGGCGGGGCCAGGUGUUGCAAUGUCUGCACACUCGUCGGGGUUCUGUACUGCAUAUUUCCUAGAAGCAGGGUUUUGAUGACAGAGAAAGUAGGGCUAUGCAACAAGAGGACACUACGGUCAUAUACUUCAUCCAUAUUGUAGCUUUACAUGUGGAGAUCUCCAGAUUCAUACUACAGCAUGAUUGUGACCAAAUCUUGAUAAAAAAAAAGUUCUCAAACAUGUAUAAAACAUGUAUUUUAAAAUGCGUACGGCACAACGAGUUGAAGCAGAAAUGAAGAGAAUAUUUAGAAAUACAGCAACUUUAUAUAUUUGCAUGCAUACAAUUUACCCAUGUUGACGAUGUCAAAAGGAGAAACUUGUGUCUUAAAAAGUAAGUAAACAAUGUCAUACUAAUGGUUAUCUGUUCCAUGUUAGG